AGCGUUAGCGAAAGUUUUAUUCACAUUUCUAUUGUUCGCUUCCGUCUGACUUUGCCUCUUACUGCUGAGUAGACAAUUAUAGAAUAUAGACUAUAUUAUGUAGCUGUAGUAACUCCAUGACACAUGGGCAGCGGAAAGAUAGAAGCCAGGAUGCAGGCGUUGGUUCAAAGAACGCUCUGAGCGAGCUAGGACAGCGCCCUGCCGCGGUUGAAGUUGCACUUUCAGAGGAGAAUAAUGCAGAUCGUGGUAGCUGCAGCAACUUCUUUCCCGUGGAGGAAAUGGGGAACGCGAUGCACCAGAGGACCUUGGGGAGGCUACCUCGUGAACUUGGAGUAGCUGACGUUCGUGGAGUGGAAAACGAAAGCAUGAUGGAAGAAACUAGUAGCGAUCAUCGCGUGGGUGCAACUACUGGGACAGGUACUUCUGCAGGUGGGCAAGGGGGAGCUGCAGGCGUAUCCUUGUCGCAACCGACGCUGCUGGCACUCGAGCCCCCACCCCUGGAUAUGGACGUCGAUAUGGACGGGGGCGCGACUCCCGACGCCCACGCGGAGAAAGCGGCGAUAAUGAGUUUGCGCGACAGAGAUGACGGGGACGGCCUUUUUGACGACGAUUCGAGUGCGAUGACAGCGCUUGUGCCAAUUGCUUCUGCUUCCAGUGGACACAGCACAACAACGUGCACUCCUCCAGCGACUGGAGGGGGAGGUGUUCGAAACCCGAUGGAGCGCGGUUCUCAUGGAAUGAAUUCACCCAGCAGCACGUCUGCAGGUACGAGUAUAGCCACGCGCCGAGCGAUGACACGGCGAUCCUACUCGCGAGAUCUUGUAGUUCGUGACAACUUGCUUCGCGGAACACCCGGGUUUGCAGGCACUGCAUCUGAAAGCAUGCAGCCACAACGCCGCAGCCCGCAAAUGUUUGCAGAUUAUGGACGAGACGACUCCAUUGCGCGUGCGGGUGAUUACCGGGAUGGUCCCAAGAACAUUAAUAUGUAUAGAGAUCAUCUUGGAGCGAGUGCGUCGAGGUCGAGCCGAGCGCGACGCGGGGGGACCGCCUCGGCUCGUAGGCGACACAGGAUGCCGACGACAGCUCUUGGAGAUACAGCAGAUGCCUCCAUGGAGCAGCAACUCGCAUCGACGUCCCUUAUCCCGACGACAACCACAAGAGACAAGAACUAUGGUGUCAGAGGAGCGGCUAGGGGAGUCGGCGAUCAUCACGGACAUCACCUGCGCCACCAACUUGCUUCCUCGCAACGUGCCCCUUCAUACAUGUUGGAUCAGCAAACGGCUGACAGAAGUUUUCACUCUGUGCUGCUGCGCCACCCGGAGCAGGGAGUUCUCGUCACUUUCAAUCCGCUGUCACACAAAAUUGAGCUACUGCGGACGGGAACAGGUGGUAGCAGUGACCUCCUCUACGAUUACUGUCCGUUUUGUGGCCAGGUUGUCGAUGAAGAGUUGCUAGCUAAUUUGAUGGCCUCAGACGGGCUUUUCGCGCGUGCCGCUGCGGCUGCUGCUUCAGGAGGUGGAGUUGGAGAGGAUGACUUAGAUUUUGCGGAUUCUGUUUCUGGCGAUGGGCCACUCGAGACUGAUGUUGAGGAUGAAGAGGAAGAGCAAUCCUAUGACUCAGACGAUGGUGGUAAUGAGAUUGAGAAUGUCGACCAAAUAGAAGAAGACGAGAGCAACGACAUAGUAGAGGACGUCGAGGAUGAACAGGACCUUGUCUUCGAAGAUGUGGUAGAUGACACUCGUUUUAGCCAAGACGACAUUGAAGCAUCAGCUGUUUAUGCAGAGGAGCAAGCACUUGUCGGGUACGAACAAAACAAGUCAACAGAAGACGUUGGGGCAGAAGGCGGUGCGACCCUUGUUGACUAUCCCGCUUUUGGCAGAUCGCAUGCGCUUCGCGGAGAUCCAGAGCUGACAUCGCUUGCCACGGACGCUAGGACUGGUGCAAGCUCGUCAUCCACGUUUACCGCUCUUUCACAUUUCGAUGCUGGCGAGCAGG
Amoebophrya sp. A25 is the source of this 1995-nucleotide messenger RNA. Lineage: Eukaryota; Dinophyceae; Syndiniales; Amoebophryaceae. The record is from the annotation of a GenBank genome assembly.